Molecule: messenger RNA, 946 nt
Organism: Dermacentor albipictus
Lineage: Eukaryota; Metazoa; Arthropoda; Arachnida; Ixodida; Ixodidae
Source: RefSeq, a predicted model, not a curated record
GAGAAGGUGGAGGUUAUUGCAGUCAUGUCGCUGGAAAAGCUAUCGCACUCAAACAAGCCAAACGUACCUGGAAAUGAGGAGCGCCGAGAAAGCCUCGGCAGCGACGCAAGCUCGGAUGAAGAGCAACCAGAUGGGGCUAAGUCGAUGGCCACCCCGGAGACAAAGUCACCUGCCUCGGUGGCCGGGGACGUCGUGACUCCCGAGCGCUCCUCGAGUCCAGAGCACGUCACAACUCCCGAGAGCGUCAAGUAUCCCGAGAUUGUCGAGAAAGCCCGAGGUGCUGGGGCAGCCCGAGGUGCUCGAACAUCCAGAGGUGCGGCGGCUGUCGACAACCUUGAAGUGGUCCAGGGCAUCGAAGCUGCCGAAGGGAUCGAGUUUGCCGAAGCAGGUCGAACCCACAAGUUUUACAGGGCCAUGGACUCCAUCGUGGUGGCCAAGCACGACAAACCGAGGCCUCGAGACAGCGAAGUCGUGGACACCGGCAUGAUGGCCUUCUGCGUGGCCGGCGGUGCAGCCCUCGUCCUCAUGACCAUCUGCACCGUCACCUUCGUCAUCAUCAAGAUGAUGCAAUCACUCGCCGUUUCUCGCGGAAACUACAUCAUUGCGCCGGCGAAUUUCGCACAGCCGAUAGCCAGAGUUGGCGGGGAAGAAAGUUAUGACGUCACGUUCGCCGAAGCCAGCGUGGACACCGCAGACUAUGCGGACCUCUACACCAGCCAGAACACUUCCGAGGAAGCUCCGGAGACAACGCCUGAAAACAGACGAUUGUCGAAUGUAUUGUCCUUGAUUUGACGCAACCAGUUAGUUAUCUAACAUUUUCGGUGCUUUUAUUGCUGAACUUUCAAACUGCUUCUUGGUUGACAGUAUUUCGUCAGUAUCUGCGCCUUUAUACGUGAUGUGUUAUAUUGGAGCUGCAGAAAUAAGAUUAGGAGUUUUGCAUCCUUGA